This is a messenger RNA of Fonsecaea pedrosoi CBS 271.37, 1068 nucleotides long. RefSeq lists its product as uncharacterized. Lineage: Eukaryota; Fungi; Ascomycota; Eurotiomycetes; Chaetothyriales; Herpotrichiellaceae. Gene Ontology annotation, molecular function: oxidoreductase activity; zinc ion binding. The record is from RefSeq and is a predicted model, not a curated record. The coding region runs from base 1 to 1068 and encodes 355 amino acids. The transcript has 5 exons.
AUGGAGAACAUAGGACACGACAUGGACGCCGUUAUAUUCAAUGGGCCUUGGACAAUAGACGUGGAGAAGCGUCCAAUACCAACUGUGACAGAACCCACGGACGCCAUCGUCAAGGUGACAUCGGCAGGCAUCUGUGGUUCGGAAUUGCACAUGUAUCGUGGUCACCAGAAGACUCCAGUCGGACAUAUCAUGGGACACGAAUUCGUGGGAUAUAUCGAAAAGAUCGGACCAGAGGUUCGCAACUUCAACGUUGGGCAGAAAGUUGUCUCCACGUUCUCUCCUGUCUGCAUGUCUUGCUGGUUUUGCCAACACGGCUAUCCCAAUCGGUGCCCUAAAGGAUUCGCACCAUUUGGCACCCAAGGUCUAGCUGGAGGGCAGGCUGAGUACGUCCGGGUGCCGUUUGCAGACGGCACACUCAGGGCGACGCCGGAAAAUGUCGAGGAUGACCUUUUGAUCAUGAUGUGCGACAUCUUCCCCACUGGCUACUAUGGCGCCAUGAGAGCUAUCGACCGUCUGUCAAAGUCGCAAUCACUCACAGAGGCAGUUUUUGUUUGCCUCGGCUGCGGGCCAGUAGGCCUCUGCGCAAUCCUGACCGCGCGAUCCAAAGGGGUGAGAACGAUUUACGUCGUCGACAGUGUCGACGACAGGCUAGAACAGGCGGCAAACAUGGGCGGCAUUCCGCUCAAAUUGGGCCAGCACGACAUAGCAGAAACGAUAAACAAAGCAACGGAUGGCCGCGGCGCCGACGCUAUCAUUGAAGUGGUUGGCAGCAAGUCAGCACUGAGAUCGGCUUUUGAUAUGCUGAGACCUUGUGGUGUCUUGUCGUCGAUUGGCUUCCAUCAAGGUGAUCUUCCCUUCACUGCGCUCGAAUGCUACCAAAAGAACCUGAACAUCAAUCUUGGGCGUGCACCGGUGAGCGCAGUCUUCGACGAGGCACUGGAGAUUGUCAUGGCAAACAAGGCAAAGCUCGCGAGCAUGGUAACACAUCGGCUACCAUUGUCGGGGGCAGCGCAUGGAUAUGAAAUUUUUGAGAAGCAGCUGGCGAGAAAGGUCGUUUUGAAGCCUUAA